Molecule: messenger RNA, 1590 nt
Organism: Anopheles coustani
Lineage: Eukaryota; Metazoa; Arthropoda; Insecta; Diptera; Culicidae
Gene: Task6
Product: two pore potassium channel protein sup-9
Exons: 4
Coding region: 119-1261 (380 amino acids)
Biological process (GO): stabilization of membrane potential; potassium ion transmembrane transport
Cellular component (GO): membrane
Molecular function (GO): potassium ion leak channel activity
Source: RefSeq, a predicted model, not a curated record
CGUGCCAAAGUAACCCUUGCCACGGUGUGUGUGGUGUUCCUGGUCGGACACACGAGACACACGCAACACACACGACACCAGAUACUUCCAGAAGAAGGGUCCAGGGUAGAAACCAGGCAUGAAAAAGCAAAACGUACGGACCAUCUCCCUCAUCGUGUGUACGUUCACGUAUCUGUUAAUUGGAGCCGCAGUGUUCGAUGCUCUCGAGUCGGAGACGGAAAAGAAACGCUGGAAGGCCCUGAGUGCGAUUGAAAAUGUCCUCAUCACUCGGUACAACAUUAGCGCCGAGGACUUCAAAGUCAUCGAGACAGUUAUUAUGAAAUCGGAGCCACACAAAGCGGGCCAGCAGUGGAAGUUCUCGGGUGCGUUCUACUAUGCCACCACGGUCCUGACGACGAUCGGGUACGGCCACUCGACGCCCUCGACCGUCAGCGGGAAGAUCUUUACGAUGUGCUAUGCGGCCAUCGGCAUUCCGCUGGGGCUGGUGAUGUUCCAGAGCAUCGGCGAGCGGGUGAACCGACUGAGCAGUGUGAUCGUACACGCGAUCAAAACGUCGUUCAAUUGUAAGAAAGCGAUCGCAUCGGAGGUGGACCUUAUAUUGGUCGUGACGACGCUGAGCUCGUUGACGAUUGCGGGUGGGGCGGCCGCAUUCAGCAAGUUCGAAGGCUGGAGUUACUUCGACUCGGUGUACUAUUGCUUCAUCACGCUGACCACGAUCGGCUUCGGCGAUAUGGUGGCCCUCCAGAAGGAUAAUGCCCUCAACAAGAAGCCCGAGUACGUGGCGUUUGCGUUGAUUUUUAUCCUUUUUGGGCUGGCUGUGGUGGCCGCCUCGUUGAAUCUGCUCGUGCUGCGGUUCGUGACGAUGAACACGGAGGACGAAAAGCGUGACGAAGCACAGGCCAUACAGGCCCUCCAAAUAGCGGUCAAGCUGGAUGGAGACAUCAUCACCGGCAACACGGGGGACAGUGUGGACGAACGAUGCUACGAGCGGAUCUCGGUCAUCAACCCACUGACCGUGUGCCACAACUGUCCGACCAAGUUCGACAUGACGGAGGCCGGCAACGGGUGCUACAUCGAUACGAGCUACCGUUACCCGCUGAUGGAUUGCGAAAUGACGCAGCUGCGUUCGCCGGCGGCGACCGUCGGUGGUGGCCAACGAAUCCACGCUUCCGUCGGUCAGGACUUUGAAACCGACGACGAGGGCCUAAUACGACCGCUGCGGUACGACUUCCAUCCUAGCCGCGGACGUGCAUCGGUUUGAAAGUCCCUCACCGUGAGAAGGACCGUGUAAAGGCUUUCACGAAACGAGGCCCAACGGACUCCUAGGAGGUCGGUACUCUUUGCGCAAACACCACUAAAACACAAAACAUAAUGACAUGCUCGACAAAAUCUCGGUCAAUUAGUGACCAGCGGAAUCAUCCUUCUCUUGUGUACUUUUGUAAGAAAACUCCCUUCACCAAAUGCGUAUGAAUUGGUUAAUUAUUAAGGAACAAAAAAUCUAGCGUGUAAUAAGACGGUUGAUCCAAUUUUAGCAAUUGACGAACAAAGAAGUUUCAAAUUCGGGGGAACAAAUGGUUCAAGCGUUAUUAA